Messenger RNA from Diospyros lotus (date-plum), 1485 nucleotides. Its product is annotated as cocosin 1-like. Lineage: Eukaryota; Viridiplantae; Streptophyta; Magnoliopsida; Ericales; Ebenaceae. Bases 125 to 1174 code for a protein of 349 amino acids. The record is from RefSeq and is a predicted model, not a curated record. The transcript has 3 exons.
CCCAUCUACAUGCAUGUGCACCCUGCAGUGCUCAUUUAUCUAUCUAUCUAUCAAUCUUCUUUGAUCCAUAUUAUUAUUAAUUUAUAUAUUUUGAUUGGCAACGUACGUGUUGGGCGAGUCGACGAUGACGAAGGAGAAGUUAUCACCACAGGCGGCUGAUAGUAAGAUCUUUGAGGGAGAUGGCGGUUCCUAUCACGGUUGGUCUUCUUCUAACUUUCCGUUACUUGCCCAUUUCAAGGUCGGCGCCGGAAAGCUUCUUCUGCAUCCCCGUGGUUUCGCCCUCCCCCACUACUCCGAUUCCACCAAGAUUGGCUACGUCCUUCAAGGCACCUGUACGGUUGGGAUGAUAUCCCCCGGAGCAUCACGAGAACAAGUGUUGACGAUUGAGAAAGGAGAUGCAGUCCCGGUACCGGUGGGAGUAGUGUCUUGGUGGUUUAACGGUGGGGACUCCGAUGUGGUUAUCGUAUUCAUCGGCGAAACCUCCAAGGCCUAUGUUCCAGGUGAAUUCACCUACUUCUUAUUGACUGGGAAGCUAGGCCUACUGGGCGGUUUCUCGAACGAAUUUGUUCGUCGAGCUUAUAAUGGCAUCACCAAAGAAGAAGCCAACAAGCUUGUGACCAGCCAAACGGGCACUUUGCUCGUCAGGCUCGAUGAAGGAAUUUCAAUGCCCAAUAUCCCUCACCCUCAGCCAUGCAACCACCACCACCACACUAGCUUAACAGCUGCUGCUGCUAAUGCUAAUGGUAAUUAUUCCACGUUUGAAGAAGUUGGGCUCAGCGCCAAGCUCGUAAAGCUGGAACCGGAAGGUGCAGCCGCAGUGCUCCCACCAACGUAUGCCGCAGAUUCGGCGGUUCAAGUUAUUUAUAUUGUGAAAGGCAGUGGUAGAGUUCAGCUCGUCGGCAUCAAUGGCAAGCUGGAAUUGGAUGCCCAAGUGAAGGCUGGGGACUUGCUUGUGAUACCUCCAUUCUACGCGGCCAUGGAAAUCGCAGAUCAAGAACAAGGAGUUGAAUGCUUGUCUGUCAUUACAUCCUCCCAGCCUGAAUUUGGGCAGCUUGGCGGCAAGACAUCAGUUUGGAAGGCCAUGUCUCCAGGGGUUCUGCAAGCUUCUCUUGGUACUAGUCCAGAAUUUGCUCAACUUUUCGUGUCCAAGAUGACAAGCAACACUCCUCUCUAAAGCCAAUUGUUCCUUCCUAGAACGUCUAAUUAAUUAAAUUGCUCUACGAACCAAAUAUGAAGCAUAUAUAUAUAUACAUUACAUGUAAUGACCUUUUUAAUUAAUUAGGUUUUUGAGGUUUAUUAGCUCUUGACCUUACAAUGAAUUUGUAUUCUUGUCUGUCAAUCCUAUAUGGAUGUUUCUUGUUAUAUAGGUGCGUUUUGGGGUAGUUGUUAACCACGCACCUAACCGCUAGCUUCAAAGCUUGGCUUUGUUGGGUUUUGGCUAAUUCCCUACAUGCUUAAUAAGUACUACUCAGUUUGUGUUGUGUA